Molecule: messenger RNA, 1209 nt
Organism: Penicillium malachiteum
Lineage: Eukaryota; Fungi; Ascomycota; Eurotiomycetes; Eurotiales; Aspergillaceae
Exons: 1
Coding region: 1-1209 (402 amino acids)
Source: RefSeq, a predicted model, not a curated record
AUGCCUUUGGUGGUCUACAAAAGGGCGAACCGUACCCACGCCAACCUCCCCAUCACUCUAACAACCACCAUCGCCCUCAUCUUUGCCCUACUCUACCUGCAAGUCCUCUAUGCCAUAUCCUACUUCGCCCGUCCAUUUUGGUCUUCAUCCCGAGAAUUUCCACCUUAUAGGCAUAAUAUCGAAGCCUGGGAGAAACGAAUCAUUGACCUCAUCCUCACUAUCGUCCCUUUCUCGAAUUACCGUUCACCAAACCCAUCAAGCGUCCUCCAUCCAGAUGGAUUAGGCCAUAGAGCCCAAGUCACUUCCUAUGCAUCCAGCACCCAUGUGGCCAUCGAUGGUUUUCCAGGAGUGCCUCAGAAAGCAGUUGCCGCAGCAUACACAUCUGGGCCCCCAAUGCCACAGUGCUACCCAGAGACAGCGAUUGAGCGCAUGACACCAACACAGGCGCAUGCGCACCGAAGUGAUCUCAAGCUCGGGAACGCCAGUACAACCGGCUCAGUUAUAACGAAGCCCAGCGCUGUGAUAGACCGAUACGGCAAAAAUGGGAUCUCAACCUACGACAGCGUCAAAGUGACACCGGCAAAAUCACCGCCAGAUGGCCGUGUGCGGAUCUCUGGAAUCUCAGACCUAAGCCAAACACCUUUACUUGCCUCGCAUGGUCAUACGAACUCCCAUUCUUCUCAGCCUCAGGCUCAGUCCCUGGCUACACGAUCUACUCAAUCUCUGCAUCGACAUCAUCAUCAUCACCAUGAUCCAGAGCAGAACAAUCAUGCGGCGCAAAGUAUCGAGGAACGAGAUGAGGAGAAUGAUCCCUCGUUCAAGCCUCUUCAUCAGGUUCAUAAUCUGAAUGCUUUCUUCCGACCCUCGUAUACAGCUUCUCUAUCCUAUCUUCCGAGUACGCCUCGGCCAAGUCAGAAAUCCCCGGUUAAUUCGUUGGAUGGUCCGCAUGACCUUGGGUCUGCGGUGCAGUCUAUUAUGACGGCGAAGUCGGAUCUGGAUAAUGACAAUGAAUCGGGUACGAGCUCUGGGGACGGAGAUGGAAAAGAGGAUGGAUUGAAAAUGAAGCGUGCGACGAAAUGUCAUUCUACCGAGAGUUAUCCUGGUAAGUUUCCUGUUAGUGAGGGUAUGGAGUUUAGUUCCCUUGCUACAGCUGAGUAUGCGUUUCGGGAGAGGGGGACUGUUACUGUGAGACCUUUUUCCGAUUAUUAG